Messenger RNA from Platichthys flesus (European flounder), 9043 nucleotides. RefSeq names its product UPF0606 protein KIAA1549. The record is from RefSeq and is a predicted model, not a curated record. The coding region runs from base 346 to 6099 and encodes 1917 amino acids. Lineage: Eukaryota; Metazoa; Chordata; Actinopteri; Pleuronectiformes; Pleuronectidae. The transcript is spliced from 24 exons.
AAAAACCAGCGACCAGAAAACGCGCAACACGUCUGCACCGGAGACACAAUCUGACAAGCGCUUUAAAACACAUGAGUGGGAAGGACGGAGCCGCGGAGGACAUCUGGACAUCUGGACAUCUUCCUCCUCACGAAGACACGGGAAGGGACAGAGUUUGAGCCCCAUUGUUUGAAGGAGUGGGGUGGAGCCACUAUUCACUGCGAGCACAUGUUAUGGAAGGAGGGGCCUUAAACUGAAGCAGACCAAACCAGGAAACCCUAAAUAAACCCCAAACCUGAUUUGUCUCUGGCACGAGUCUUCUUUCCCGACCUGGAUGAAAUGCCUUGAUCUCCCUUCUGCCGCACCAUGGCGGGUUUAGUCUCCUCUGUGGGUUUGGUGCUGAUGCUCAAGGCUCUUGUGCGAGGCCAUGGCCAGAGGGCUGUGAUCCUGGUGAUGACGGUGUUGGUAACACUGAUCGCGGCUGACUCACCUGUUGAAGAUGAGUCUCUGUUGAACUCACCACACCAUGCCAUGGGACUUCUUGGAGAUGUUACAAGUUCAGGAUUACCGCCAUCUCAUUCACCAACCUCAUAUCACACUGCCUUUGAGAGCCUAGACUCACCUGGUGAACCCACUCAAGAAGCUGGGGCUGCUGACAUUCUCUUUCCGUGGGGGCAUGUUCCUUCUGAAAACUCCAACUCCUUCACGCCAAGUGACUUCCCUGCAAAAGAACCACAUCCCCUUCCCACUCCAUCAUUAAGCCCCUCUGAACAUGCACUAGGGUCUAGUCCACAACUUGAGGCACCGGCUAAUCCCCCCCCAGACUGGUGGCUGGCCAGGAUAAAUUCUGCCAGGCAAUCUUCCUCUAUCCCUCCAACUCUUACAAUACCUCAGCUACAGCCUCAGUCAAAUAUAUCCUUAACACCAUUAAACCCAACAACAUCUCAGCUCAGCCUAAAUUCUGAGCAGAAGGCUCUAGAUGCGACUCUCACGGCUCUCACCAAGGAGCAGGAUGGUGCUUCAGAGCAAACCCCAACAAUCAUGAGCUCACAGCCUGGUCAGCCUCUUGAGCCCCCUAAUCUGGCUUUCACUGACUUCCAGGCAGAUGAACCUUACAGUAAAAUCUUUGAUGUGACCCCGCUGAGCCCGAGUCGUGCCCCCUUGCAAGAGAACAAACCAGCUCAUGGCGUAAAUAUGCGACCCGACUCAAAUGAGUAUCUGGCCCCUGGCUACAAUGUGCCUUUCAUCGCCCCCCACCUUACAUCACCUUUAUCUGAGCCCACGGAGGUCCCUCCAGAGGUGUUCUACCCCACCAACACCAUGGACUUCGACUGGGGGUCCGGGGACUACUUGGAGACAAUGUCAUUCCUAAAUGCGGAUGGAGAUGACUACCCUAUGGUCACCAAGGUGCCCAUUGACUCGUAUGAUGCAGAGGACUAUACAGAAACGUAUGACACCUCUUUCCCUUCCAGAGUGGGCAUAUCUCCUUCUUCCAUGAAUCACCUUCACAUACCACCUUCUCCCAGCCUUGUGGCAACAUACAGUACUGCUGUUCCUCUGAAAUCCAUCCAUCCUUCCUCUUCUUCCUCCACAAUUCACUUAACGCUGGAACCUACACCCCCAGCUAACAGUGACAUACCUGAUGCCUCGGACAUAGAUUGGCCUGAUACUUACACAAUCCAACCAACAGAUGUCCUCUUACCCGACAUGAACAGCCUGGAGUAUUACACCAUUCAGUUGACUAAGGAGAACAGUGGUUCAGACCCUGGAGCUGAACACAGAGGGAAUGUUACAUUAGUGUCUAUUACUGCUACAGAAGUCACACCCAGCAGCAAUGCCACCAAUGAUACCAAACUGACUGAGGAAGAGUCGUCCAGUGAUAUGUCAGGGUUUGAGCCUCAUCCUGAAUCAACUGCAGAAGUAACCACAGAGCAGAGUCCUCAGCUGGUCAAUGCCUCUGAGCCUUUUCUGGAUCUGUCAGUAGCCCCAAGCCACUACUUAGACCUCUCUCCUUCCCUCUGGGGUGGUAAGGUAUCCACCACAGACUGGUCUGCACCUACAGUUGGCCUGGACAGCACUGUACCAACAGAAGCUAUACUACCCAGUGCCACAUCCUUGCUGCCAGAUUAUGUAUUAUCUUCCUCCUCUAUGCAAGAUGUCCAUUGGUUUGCGACAGAGGAACUCGUACAAAGUACCAUACACACCACUCCUGUGUUUACGUCAACCAUAGCCUUCUCUCCUGGUUCAACUGAACCUGCUGCCAACACAACUGCUAUUGCAACCGGCUCUACUCCCCAAGUCUCGGCUUUCACAACUGAACCAACUGAUAUCAGUGUUGUUUCAACCAAACCCACCACGAAUGUCACUAUCAGCCCCCCCGUCAUCAUGGGUGAUCAGGGGGUGGAAGAUGAAACUGACAACCCAGCCACAAUGACCUUGAUCCCGACUAGCAGUGAAGCUACUACGGUGGCUGCUGUACCAACAACUACAAUUGCCACUGUGGAUUCUCAUCAACCCACAACUAAAAUCACUGCCACCACUGAAGUCUCAACUAGCAUCAGCAUCAUCUCUACGACAAGUGGAAAGACCAAAUCUACAGCACCGACAUCAAGACAGUAUUUCUGCAAUGUUGACAAUCCUGCUUACUUAGUCAAAAUUGGUUUUCCCUCUGGGGCCACUGUUGGAUAUGCCAAAUCUCAAAUCAGAGACAUACUGAAAGUAGAAUUCAACAAGUCUGUAGAGCUGCAGGUUGUGGACCCGCCACCAAAGUUUAUGUUUCGGGUGGUGUCUGGCCCAGUUGUGUACACAGCCAUAUCUGUCAUCAACACUCUGCGAAGGUCUGGCCGCCGCUUCCUGUCUGUGUCUCCCAACUGGACAACACCAGAUAAUAAGUAUCAAGUCCACACAGUGCUGCAGUUUGUUCCCAGUCAUAUUGAUGUGCGGUUCUGCAACUUCAGCGAGAGCAUUACGAAAGGUCUGACCAUGGCCUUUGCAGAAUUGCGUCGCCGCUCAAAGGAGUCGACAAACUUCACAGUGCACAUUGUAAACAUAACCAUGGAUGCUCCAAAAUACCGGGAGCAGCGGCUAGUGAGGCAGCCGGUGGACAUUACCUUCACCAUGCAUGGCUCCAGGGGUUAUCUGAUGGGGUCCGAGGUCAGCAACGCUCUGAUGAAGCUCACCAUGGUGGAGUUCAGCUAUUACAUGGGCUUUCCUGUGCUGCAGAUUGCUGAGCCUUUCCAUUAUCCAGAGCUGAACACCAGCCAAGUGCUUCGCUCCUCCUGGGUUAAAACAGUGCUCUUGGGUGUACUCGACCAGAAAGUGGAAGAAAGAACUUUCCAAGCCUCCAUGGAGCGUCGGGUGGCCAUGUUACUCGGGGAGGCGAUGGGACAAGCCAGACGUGUUAGGAGAGCCACCACCAUAGGAAACAGCAGUGUGCAGGUUGUCAGUGCGAGCCGGCUGCCGGGUGAGGACCAUCCCUUGGAGAUAGUGUAUUUUGUGGAGGGUCCCAGUGGUCAGAGAGUUCCUGGAGUCCAAACAGCCGGCCUGCUCAACAACCUGGAUGUUCAAAGGGCGGCCAUCGUCUUGGGCUAUCGUGUUCAGGGUGUUUUGGCACAGCCUGUAGAGAAAGUGACGUCUUCCCCCUCCGACAAGGAGAACACCAACAUGUGGAUCAUCAUCGGGGUGGUGAUUCCCCUCCUCGUCGUCCUUGUCAUCAUUUCAAUCCUCUACUGGAAACUGUGUCGUACGGACAAGCUGGAAUUCCAGCCAGACGCCAUGACCUCCAUCCAGCAGCAGAGACAGAAGUCUACUGCGUCAUUCAGCGAGUCCAGGAGUCUUCAGCACUCCCUCCCUCCACUCGAACAGGAUGUAGAGUUUAGUGAGGAGGAGGGGGAGUCUGAGGAGGAAGAAGAGGAGGAGGAGGAGGAGCAGGAAGAGAAGGAGGUUAAAAGGGGGAAGAGUCCAGUAGCUCUUUCCGAGAGCAAAAACAAUAUGAGCAGUGAAGAGGAGGAGGAGGAGGAAGAAGAAGAGGAAGAGGAGGAGGAAGAAGAAGAAGAAGAGGAGGAGGAGGAGGAAGAAGAAGAUGAGGACCAAGAUGAGGAAAAGGAGAAAAUGAAAAAGAAAGGAAUUAAACCAGAGGAGCCAAAAAGACAAGAGAGCAGAGCAAUGCCGAAGAGAACAGGGGAGAUAAAGAAAGAUGAGAAAAAGAAAGUGUUGUCUAAAGGACGGGGAGCCAAAGAGGAGUUGCAGGCCCCCAGUGUAAAAGGCUUCGACUUUGCCAAGCUGCACUUUGGCCAGCCGAGUAAGGAUGAUGUCAUGGUGAUCCAGGAGCCCAUGCCGUCAGGGCCCGGCCCCGGGUCCCUCCCCCUGUCCAUGAAAGAGGGCUUCAGUCCCUCCGAGAACGGAGAGAUCCCCACGCCCAAAUCUAAAAACUCAGCCUCCUCCACCAGGGCGUCCCGCAGCGGCCGAAGACGAGAAAGAAUCUCCCCGUCAGACGGUGACUCGGUGGUGAGUGACCAUUCCAGUGUUCAGGAAUCAACUGAGGAGAACCUGAGAGGCCAGGCCACGCCCAGCGACGGCAAGCAGACCCGCAAGGUCCCCAUCAAUGUUUUAAAUGGCAAGAAUAGAAUCGGUCCUCCACCCAUGAACGGUACGAGCGAGAAGCUGUCAUCAGCCGCCAUCUUCGAACACGUCGAUCGAAUGUCUCGUGCCACCGACUCGAGCAGGAGGCUUCCCAAUAAAGUGCAGCUCAUCGCCAUGCAGCCCAUACCUGUCCCACCGCUGCACAGCCCACCGGUCAACGGCAAACUGUCAGACUCCAACAUCAUCGACAAAGAGAUCCAGGUAGCAUUGAGGCACAAGUCCGAAAUCGAGCACCACCGCAACAAAAUCCGUCUGCGGGCCAAGAGGAAGGGCCACUACGACUUCCCCACCAUGGACGAGGUGAACGGGGGCCCCACAGACCAGGAUCACAUCUAUCACAAAGCUCAGAUGCAGAUUGAUAAGAUCCUGGACCCGGACACUCAGAUGCCCUCAAUCUUCAUGGAAUCCAAGAAAAGUGGUCGAGGGCGACGCUCUCCUAAACAGAGGAUGAAGGAUCAGCUGAACGGCAUGCUGGACGCGGACAAAGACCAGCUGAUCACUGAAGACAGUGAUGCUGCCUACAGGAAGUGUCCUGGGGUCAACAAUGUGGCUUACGUAUCGGACCCCGACCAAGGCUCAAUGUCCCCUUACGGGAGCCCCUCCCCCACCGACGAUGUCUUCAUGGGUCCCGGCUCCUCUCCUCCAGGGCACGCAGCUCCCCCGCCGCCCUACAUGCCCCCGCAGCCCUCCAUCGAGGAGGCGCGGCAGCAGAUGCACUCGCUGCUGGACGAUGCCUUCGCCCUCGUGUCGCCCACGUCACAGGGCAGCACGGCCGGCAUCACCCUCCCAGGGGUCAACAGCAACCCCCCUAGCUCCAGCCCUCCAGCCCGGGGCCCCAGGCCUUGGGGGCCCUCUUACCAACCUCUUAACCCCUUCCCUAGUAGGUUCACUGAGCUGGCUCUGUCCCCCCCUCCAGUCCAAGGCCUGACACCGAGGCAGGGCCUGGGCUCCAGCUACCUGCCCCCAGGAGAACCAGCAGGCCUCAGCGAGCAGUUCCAGUCAGACAGCCUGUACUCCAGCAGGGGGCUGUACGCUGAUGAGCUGCCCUCGUCUGCAAGACCCAGACCAGUGGGGGGAACUACUGGCGCCCAGCUCCAUCAUCUCACACAAGUGGGCCUAUCCAGUCGGAUCAACGGUUACCCAGGAGGGGUCCGAGCUGCUCCGGGCCAGAAUGGAGGCAUCGGCUGGAACCACUACCACGACGACAACUUCUCCAGAGCCAAGGCUGAAAAAGAUGCAUUCCUGGACUGUCCUGACUACUCAUGCUCCCCUAUCUUCCAGAUGCCUAGAGGUGGUAUGAGGGAGCCCUCGGCCCCCCCGGCCCACCUGGAUCCCCCUGUGAGCGGCUACAUGUCAGCCCCACCACCCCUGGAUACAUCUCCUCCCUCCCACUCCUCCGCCUCCCUGAUCAAGGCCAUCAGGGAGGAGCUGAUGCGUCUCUCCCAGAAACAGGCAGCUAUGCCCGGCUACCACAGCUGAAGACCCGGCCUCCUGUCGCCGUAGCUCUAACCAGUCACACCACUGACCCUGCCUGCCUGCUUCACCUUAUCCGACAAUGCUUCCCAUGGAAGUCCCCGAGGGUGUACAGCAGAGAGAUCCAGUCCUGCUAACGUCGAGGGGGGGUGGGGCUCGCUUCUGAGUGAAGAGGCCGCCCUCGUGAAAAAAAAACUGAGUGACAGGAUGUUUGACACGGAAUCAGCUGCGGUGUCAAAUGAGAGACAGUGUUAAGAAGAACAAGUUGAACAGUAUUCUUUAGAUGCCGGGACGAGAGGACCUCUAUAUUUCUGUGGAACUGGGGAAGGAUCCCUGCCGAGUUCUGUGGAUCCACAUGAAGGACUUUAACUUUAACUUUUAGACUCAGUAUUUUCUGUGUCGUGGUUUCAUUCCCAUGCUGCCUUCACUUAACAGACAAACCCUAACAUGGAAAACAAGCUCAUCCCCUUUGCUCGUGUCACUUUACCUGCCCUCCAGGUAUCGGCUGUUUUCCAUCACAGGCCCUUAACCUCCUUCUACCCAUCAGGUGCUACUUCAUGUUUUUCUGCCAUGAUGAGCCAAUGCCUAGACAAUGUGACCCGGACUACUGUACGAGGCUACAGUAAAGGUCAAAGUUCACAGACAGUAGGCACAGAGAAGCAUCCGCAGAGACUAAUAAACAUUAACACUACCUGUUCAUCCCUUACUUAACUGAAGUAGCACAGACUUAUUCUGGGUUAGUAUUUUUUAGAUCCUUUUGACUAACUGUAUGUAAUUGUUUCUUUUUUCUUUCAUGCUAAUGUCUCCUGUCUCUUGUUUGUGUUCCUGUUUCGUGGCUGACCGACAACUUGACAAAAUGGCCUUGGAACACACAAAAUCUUCAAACAACGUUUUUUUCAAGGUGGAUUUUAAAGAUGCAAAUAUUAAUUUAUGAAAGUCUCUUAUUACAGCUCCAGCAGCCGCCAAAGGCCCAUCAGUCUCCUUGAGUUUAAUCAAACUGCAACAAAAUCUGUCUUGUUGGUGUGGACAUAGUUCUGCAGGGUUUCAGCUGGGUCUUGAAAAAGUCUCAAAUUAAAUAAUCUGAUUUUUAGGCCUUUAAAAAAUGUAAUACAUUAAAAUAUAACAACUUAGGGAGGUCUUUAAUAUGUUUGACUUUCAGUUAGCUUGCUGUAAUAUAACUACAAGCAUAGCGGUGGUCAGAACUAUUCUCUGUGGGAAAGACCAUGGACACUUUCUGUUGUUGCUUGUAGUUCGAGAGAUAACGUGAUGUUUCCAGGGUUUUUUCUCGACCAGGCUACUUCACCUUAUCUUCAAUAUUGGCUCCGAUAUUCCUUCUUAUGUUGUACUUGACAUAAAUCUCAAAUUUCUUUCAUUGCAGUCUUGAAUUUAACUUGUUCAAACCUGCAGAAACCCUGUUGAUCCAUAUAAACUGUGGAUUCCUGACUGAAUCCACAUUAUUUCAACUGCACAAAAAGGUUUUUAACCCUAUUUAAAUCCACUAGAUCUGGAUUUUACCAAAUUGCACAUAGAUAUCAGUCCCCUACAUAUGCCUGAAUUCCUUUCACCAUUAUGAGUCAUGAAUAUUCCCUGCAAAAUAAUUCCUGGAUCCACUCUUUUGCAGAUUCAUGCCCAAAAAUCGUAUUUGGCCCGUUUUCCAUCCUGCCACCAAGUUCUGUUUAAAUCUGUUCCGUAGGUUUUUGUGUGAUCCUGCUGACGAACAAACAAAUAAAUAAACGACAACAGUAUUUACUUGACAGUGAUGUACAGUUAGCGCUGUGUUUCCUCAGUAUUUGGCUGUAAUAGAUGCACUGUAUGCAGACUACUUGGUACAGCUCAGGUCUUUAGAGAAAAGAGGGAUUGCUAAUGGACAAAUCAAUAUAAAGACACUUUGAUGGGUCACAUGGGUGAAACGCUAACGAGGGAAAGUCCCUUAGUUUGAAUAUGAUCCUGAAUUAUCUCUACAUGGACUCAACCCUCUCUGUUUCAUGCAGUAUUUAAACUUUGCUUUGCCUUGUUGACAGCACAGGAAGAAGAGAAACAUGUAUUUGUUGUCACUUAUGUACGUGUUCAUGUGCUUUUUUGUUUUACAUUCUCUUUGGAUUUAACUUGCCUCGUGUAAUGUUCACCUUCAAAGUCUCGCAGUCAUCGUACUGGUUGGAAAUCAGUUUUAUUUUUAUUUGUUUUUUAUCGACAUGACAUUCCCCUGAUAUUUUGUUGUGUUCUGGGACCUGAAGUUAUAUUUUAUUUAAAACGAAAUAAAAAGAGAAAGUUAUUGAAUUAAAAAAGGCAGGGCCUGGAAAUAUGUGUUUGGACUGUGUAACCAGUAUCAUGCGGUGGAGUAUAAAUCCUCCCGACAUGAGACACAAGCCGUUUGGAAGAUAGUUGAAACAUUUUUUUUACAGACGUUACCAAAGCAUAGUUACAGGUUCGUUCAUUGUUUUCAAUCUGAUGUGCCUUUUAGACUCUCCUGAACCGACAGGGGGCGACAGACGUUCCCUGAUUGGGAUCAUCAAGAUAAAUCAUAACUAUAGUUCACUCCAGAGAAGUUGAUUUGUUUGGUGCUUUUGGAAAACUGAAAUGAAGACGAUCAAACAUUGCAGUCAUACUGAGUUUUUCAUCCUUAUUGUUCAUUUCACUGUUCAUGUCAGCGACCUCACACUGUAUGCCUCCCUCUGCUGGUCGUGUGCUGUAACAACAGCCCGUCUACUCGUGCUCAUCAUGUUGCUUUUCCUUUUUUAAUUUUUAAUUUUAAAGUUGAUAUUUUUCAUCUGUUUUUACCUCCUUGUACUUUGUGAAAUCUGAAUCUGUUGGCUGGCCCAAUGGUACAUGUUUUCUUGACUGAUGCUGGCUGCAUGUUUCAUUCUUGUGUUUAUUGUGUUGUUGUUGUUGUUGUUGUUGUUUUUUGUGCAUGCUGUUCUCAAUUUCAUGAAAUACAAAAAAUAAUCUCUCA